UCCUCCGCGUCCACUGCUCUCAUCGACGUCCAGGAUCCCCUGCUGCUCCUCCUCCGCCCCCGCCCUUGGCAGAUAUCAGGAAAUCCUACGGCGACAGAUCUACACAGGAUCUACCCGCAAGGUCCACCUCCGGCGCCUCGAAACAGCCGGCUGCACAUGCGACUUUGGCUUUGAUUGCUGUACUAGGUGUUACGCGCGAGCCUUGACGAUUGCGACAGCCCCUUCUCCUGCUCUUGCCCGAGGACUUUCGCGAUGCAGCGAAGCGGGGGACCAGACAGCCACAGCGGCGCAGGCCACGGAGGCAGCGCUGACCGGAAUUUGCCUUCUCCGCAUGCCAACGCAUGGCUCUUCUCGGCCCAGGAUCCUGCCCCCUUAUCUUCUGCCUCUUCGUCAAAGACUGCCACGGACUCUGCUUCCUCCCAUCUCUUGUCAGCAUCUCCCAUGAUCGGUCCCGGACCCUCCUACUACGACCCGGAGAGCGCGAGCGCCCAGCAGCAUGCCCAAGCGCAAAAUUACCAGCAGUGGAUCGACAACUAUGGCCGUCAGCGCGAGGACAUCCACCAUCUUCAGCAGCAACAACAUAGACACCAUCACCAGCAGCGACAGCAGCAGCAGCAACCGUCGCCGCGCGAACUCGCUUACCAACAGCACACAUACGGCGUCCCAGGCUACGGCGUUGACGCACCUCCGGGUGGCACGGGGUCGCUCGCUCAUUACCCAUCCGCGGCCUACGGCCAGCAGCCCCUUCCCUCCCACCAACAACACCCUCGUCAACAGCAAGCCCAGCCCACCGACAUGUUCUCAUACUUCCCCUCCGAUGUGGCGCAGACGUAUCCCGGCCAGUUCUCUCCUCAAGACUACCCUCCGAUGAGCGCCAGCGCCAGCGUCAGCGCGUCUGUCGUCCCCAGCCCUACUCAAUGGGCCGACGCCGACGCGUUCCGCGGACCGCCCGUGGGCCGCUCUGUCUCCGCUAGCCACGCUACGGGCGCAAGCAGUGCUCCCCCGGCCCCCACGCAUGCGAACAAGCGCAAGCGUGCGCGCAAGACGCCUGAGCGCGCUGGGAACUCCGCAGACAGCGACAGCGACAGCGACGACGAUGGCGGAGGGCGCCCCGCGUUCACGGGCGGGAUCAGCGUCGGGAUGGGCGGGCUCGGGGUAAAGGGGCAGAAGCAGAAUUCAAGCCGCCUCCCUGGCGCGUGUACCCACUGCAAGAAGCUCAAGAUGAAGUGCGAGUUCAAGAAGAAUGAGAACACGUGCAAGCGUUGCCAGUCAGGCGGACACGUCUGCAUCGUCGAAGGCCGCAAGCCACGGACUGCCCCGAACAAACGCGAGUACCUGCUUGCGCAAAUUCGACAGAAGGAUGCGAUUAUCGAGUCGCUGCUGAAGCAGCUUCACAACCCUUACAUCGCCACGCCGCUAUCGAUUGCUUCCUACCGCAUGGCAACAUCGCCUUCAGACAGCAACAACAAGAACAUACUCGCUUGGCUCGACCGCCUCCAGGCGAGUGUGCAAUCGAGUGGGACGACCAUCAAGGAGGUCAGCGAGGCUAACAAGGGUCGGGAGAUGAGUGUGCAGAGUGCAGGCGAGAAAGCUCCUGGGGCCUUCACUCUCGACGUCCGCGCCAUUGUGCGCGAUGAAGGAGACGAGUCGGAUGAGGACUACAGUGGAGAGAAGGGCACGGAGAGUGACGAUGACGACGAGGAUGGCUCGUCGGACAAGUUGCGGAACCUACCGGAUAUGCAUGUACCGCUCGGCCUCAUUGCGAACCUGAGCUUGAGCAACAAGCCAAAGAGUGGCAAGGCCGGGAAGAAGAAUGCGACGGAGGAGACGACUACUUUGGAUGAAGACGACCUCGACGAUGACAAUGUGGGCGUGGCGAAUGAGACGUACUUCAUGCCAGGGCCUGCGACUGAUUUGGGCAAGCGCGCGAUGCUCAUUGAGCAGCAUAGCCCUCCGGAGAUUCUUGUUCACGGUCUCGUUGCCCCAGAGGAUGUGGACAAGCUGUUUGACAUCUUCUACAACAAACUUAACCCGUUCAUAUCCCUGCUGGACCCCGUUCUCCACACGCCCGCCUUGACGUUCGCGCGCUGCCCUUUCUUGUUCACCGUCAUCUGCGCCAUCUCUUCCCGCUACUACACCGAGAAGUCCGAGAUCUACCCCAUCGCCAUGCAUUUCGCCAAGCACUCCGCCGCGACCGCGCUCAUCGACGGCUGGAAGUCCGUCGAGCUCUGCCAGGCGUACAUCUUGAUGAGCAUCUACGCUGUUCCUGCACGUCGGUGGGAGGAGGACCGCUCGUGGCUGUAUACCGGCCUGGCCAUUCGCAUCGCGACGGACUUGAACUUGCACCAGGUGUCGACGGCGAAGCCGUCGAGCGAGCGGCAUGAACGGGAGAUUCUGAACCGGACGCGGGUGUGGUUGAUCUGCUUCAACUUGGAUCGGUCGACGGCGACACAGUUUGGUAAGCCGUCGACGAUCAAGGAGGACUACAUCGUGCAGCACGCGAAGGACUGGUACAAGAAGUCGAAGUACAACUUGAACCACGAUGUUCAUCUUUGCGCCUACAAUGCCUUGCUUCGCAUCAUCGCCAAGUUUCACGAGGAGGUCUUCUCGGACACGUCGUCGCCCACGGGUCUGAACAAGCGUCUCGACUUCUGCACGGUUACCCUCAAGCACGACGAGCAUCUCACCAAGUAUCACGAGGAGUGGGCGAAGAUCUUCCGCGAGGAGUCUGACCAUUCAGACCCGAGUUCUGAAUUCCGAUGCUUGCUGUUGCCUUUCCUCGUCAACUACUCUCGCUUGGUCAUGUUUUCAUUUGGAUUUCAGCAAGCGUACCACCGGGGCAUCAAGCCUGGUGAUCAUAGCGAUCAAGUUUUUUUUACCAAGUGUCUCGACUCAGCCAAGGCGGUCAUUCAGAACAUGGUGGACAAACUGGCUCCCAGCGGUUACAUGCGAUAUGCUCCAGAUGGCCACUUCAUCUUCGCCUCGUUUGCGUCUGCCUUCUUGCUCAAGCUCUUGCGACCCGAGUUCUCCUCCCUGCUCGCCAAGGAGCAGGAGAACGACAUCUUCGACUUGAUCGGCCGCCUCAUCCAGACCCUCAGCUCGCCCGAGAUCGCCAUCGACGAUCGCCAUACGCCCAAGCUUUACGCACGUUUCCUCGCCGGCCUUCUCUCCCGCCACCGCCGCGACGGCGCGACCAUCGGGCGCCUCCACACGCAGCCCCCGCCUCAGCAGCGCGGCUCCUCCGGUCCUGGAGGCUCCUCUGGUCCAGGCGACAUGCCCGGCUCCGGCUCGUCCAGCGGCUUCACGCCGACAGACUCGACCGGCGGCCAGGGCUCGACCGCAGCAAGCUUGUUCUCGCAGUUUACGACGCUCGCCGGCGCAGACAAGACGGUCGGCACCCCCGUCUAUCGCCCCGAGGCUGCGUACGGUUUAGGCAACGCGCCGAUCCAGUUCAGCAGCGACUUCGAGAUGCUUGGGUUGAGCGCAGGCGUGCCGGAUGAAGAUAUGCUGGCGACGAUGCAGGCACUGAAGAACCCUGCAUGGUGGGAAGGAAUGUUAAUGCCUGGGUUCUCGUGGCCGGAAUCGAGCUCACCUGCUCCGUCGUCGUCCAAUGGGCACCCGUCGCCGGGCCACUAUAUGCAGCAGCCCGCGUCGCCGACGUCGAGCUACCUGAACAAUGUUCCCGGGCUUCACGGAGGGUUUAACAUGUUCCAUGCCGCACAGGUCCCUCUGCAUUAAUGAUCAUUGGGAUGUCUUCGCGCGGGGUUGAGAGUAUCGGUACACCAGAUCGUCCUCUGGCUUCGUAACCGCUGUGAUCGCAUUACUUUACUCUACUGUACAUGUGUACUAUUUCCCUCGCAUUAUCGAUCUUGUCAUGCCCGUUGUAUUUGUUUGUAUGUAAACGAGUAAUGUUCAUAGGCAGUUGAUUUGUUCACUC
Molecule: messenger RNA, 3937 nt
Organism: Schizophyllum commune H4-8
Lineage: Eukaryota; Fungi; Basidiomycota; Agaricomycetes; Agaricales; Schizophyllaceae
Gene: Fst3
Product: regulator of mushroom development
Exons: 20
Coding region: 253-3738 (1161 amino acids)
Biological process (GO): regulation of DNA-templated transcription; DNA-templated transcription
Cellular component (GO): nucleus
Molecular function (GO): DNA-binding transcription factor activity, RNA polymerase II-specific; transcription cis-regulatory region binding; zinc ion binding
Source: RefSeq, a predicted model, not a curated record